UCGAAUCAAUGGCUACACCGGACCACUUGUUCAACCUCCGCAACAACUUCUACCUUGGUGCAUACCAAGCUGCAAUCAACAGCAGCGACGUUAACAACCUCUCUGAAGACGACGCCGUCGAGCGAGAUACUCUCGUCCACCGUUGCUACAUCGCCCUCGGCCAGUUGCAGUUCGUUAUCACCGAGAUCCACGCCGAUGCUCCCACUCCUCUCCAGGCCGUCAAGCUCCUCGCCCUCUACUUCUCCUCCCCCGAUAACAAGGAAUCUGCGAUCUCGAGCCUCAAGGAGUUGCUGGAAGAUCCUGCCAUCGGGAACAACACUGCCUUGAGGUUGAUCGCCGGGAUCGUCUUCUUGCACGAACAAGACUUCAACGAGGCACUCAAGUACACCAAUGCUGGAGGAACCAUGGAAUUGCACGCGUUGAAUGUGCAAAUCUUUAUUAAGAUGCAUAGGUCGGAUUAUGCUGAGAGACAGCUCAGGAUCAUGCAGCAGAUUGAUGAGGAUCACACCCUCACACAACUCGCCAAUGCAUGGCUAGAUUUGGCUGUGGGUGGGUCGAAGAUCCAGGAGGCGCAUCUGAUCUUCCAAGAUUUGUCUGAGAGAUAUCAGUCGACCAGUUUGCUCUUGAAUGGGAAGGCUGUUUGCUGCAUGCACAUGGGCAACUUCGAUGAAGCUGAGACUCUUUUGGUCGAAGCGCUUAACAAGGAUGCCAGGGAUCCGGAAACUCUAGCCAAUCUAGUUGUAUGCUGUCUUCACCUUGGCAAACCAUCUUCUAAGUCAUUCAGCCAACUGAAACUUUCUCACCCAGACCAUGUACUGGUCAAACGGGUGUCAGCAGCCGAAGAAAGCUUUGAUAGAGCACUACAAUCAUUUUCUUCUUGAUUUGAUGAUUCAAUUUCUUUUAGGAGUUGGAUGGUGUGAGGUCUUCCCAUGCAAUUUUUAUACCUUAUCGUGGCUAUUGUAUUGGGUGUGUGACUUAGAACACAAUCAGUUGAUUAAUGUGUCAUAGGAUUCAAAUUUUAUAAGAAUGUUUGGUUUACUUGAGUCUUCAUGUUGCAAAAGCUACAGCUGAUAUUAAUUUUAAAUCAAGUUCAUUUACAUCAUAUAUUU
Messenger RNA from Gastrolobium bilobum, 1109 nucleotides. Its product is annotated as coatomer subunit epsilon-1-like. Gene Ontology annotation, biological process: endoplasmic reticulum to Golgi vesicle-mediated transport; intra-Golgi vesicle-mediated transport; retrograde vesicle-mediated transport, Golgi to endoplasmic reticulum. Gene Ontology annotation, cellular component: COPI vesicle coat. The transcript has 6 exons. Gene Ontology annotation, molecular function: structural molecule activity; protein binding. The record is from RefSeq and is a predicted model, not a curated record. The coding region runs from base 9 to 881 and encodes 290 amino acids. NCBI's taxonomy places the organism in Eukaryota, Viridiplantae, Streptophyta, Magnoliopsida, Fabales, Fabaceae.